AUGUCUACCGUUUCCUUAGUUCCCGAACAAGCAACUACAUCACAGGUCACUGCCUUGGAAGGUUAUGUCGGCUUUGAUACAAUCACUCAGCAAAUUGAGAAAAAAUUGUUGAAACGAGGAUUUCAUUUUAAUGUGAUGGUUGUUGGACAAUCUGGUCUUGGUAAAUCUACCUUGGUCAAUACUAUCUUUGCAUCCCACUUGAUCGAAAGUAAAGGUCGUCUCUCUGCUGAGGAACCACCUAGACAGACAACUGAGAUCCAGACCGUUUCUCACUCAAUUGAAGAAAAUGGUGUCCGUCUUAGAUUGAAUAUUGUUGAUACCCCUGGAUAUGGAGAUCAAGUCAACAACGAGAAUUGCUGGGAACCUAUCAUCAAAUACAUCAAAGACCAACAUUCUGCUUAUUUACGUAAAGAAUUAACUGCCACGCGUGAUCGUUACAUUCAGGAUACUCGUGUUCACUGCUGUUUGUUCUUUAUUACCCCUACUGGUCAUGCACUGAAGCCUAUUGAUGUUGUUGUGCUAAAGAAGCUUUCUGAAGUUGUUAAUGUUGUCCCUGUGAUUGCCAAGUCGGACUCUCUUACUAUUGAGGAACGUGCUGCCUUUAAGCAAAGAAUCAAGGCAGAAUUAAUCUUUCAUAACAUUAAGCUAUAUCCUUAUGAAAGUGACGAGGAUGACGAACAAGAACAAGCAUUGAAUGAAAGCAUUCGAGACCUGCUUCCAUUUGCCAUUGUUGGCUCUGAGCGUAAUGUCGUCAUAGAUGGCAGACCUGUAAGAGGCAGAAAGAACAGAUAUGGUGUCAUUAAUGUUGAAAACGAAGAGCACUGUGAAUUCAUUUAUUUGCGCAACUUUUUAACUCGUACUCAUCUUCAGGACCUUAUCGAAACUACAGCUCAAAUACACUAUGAAGCCUUUAGAGCCAAGCAAUUGAUGGCCAUCAAGGAAUCCACUGGAGGUCAACCUUCGCUUGGUGCUAAUGCUCCUAUUCAUCUUCCCAACAGUCCUCAAGCUAGUGCAAGUCCCAAUGCAUCGUUGGGUAGUAAUGUUAUUACAAGCCCUCAGAUAACGAUGGGAAGCCCUGCUCAGUCUCAAAGGUCUGUUCCUGCAUUCAGCUAA
Messenger RNA from Rhizopus microsporus ATCC 52813, 1113 nucleotides. RefSeq names its product Septin-domain-containing protein. The record is from RefSeq and is a predicted model, not a curated record. Gene Ontology annotation, cellular component: microtubule cytoskeleton; septin ring; septin complex. The transcript has 9 exons. NCBI's taxonomy places the organism in Eukaryota, Fungi, Mucoromycota, Mucoromycetes, Mucorales, Rhizopodaceae. The coding region runs from base 1 to 1113 and encodes 370 amino acids. Gene Ontology annotation, biological process: cytoskeleton-dependent cytokinesis. Gene Ontology annotation, molecular function: GTP binding; molecular adaptor activity; GTPase activity.